This is a messenger RNA of Branchiostoma floridae (Florida lancelet), 1427 nucleotides long. RefSeq lists its product as uncharacterized. The record is from RefSeq and is a predicted model, not a curated record. Bases 1 to 1179 code for a protein of 392 amino acids. The transcript has 10 exons. Lineage: Eukaryota; Metazoa; Chordata; Leptocardii; Amphioxiformes; Branchiostomatidae.
AUGAGAGCUACGGGACUUUACCAUCGCAGCAUUUUAUCUGAAAAGAUCGUGGACCCAGUGUCAGAGAAGUGCAAGCGGAUCGAAUGCCCGGCCUACAAGACCAUCAAGGAACAUGACGGCUUCGAAGAGAGGCGUAUCUUCCCAGGCACGUGGGUGUGUAAGAAGUCUACUGGAUGCUCCGCGACACAGACGAGUGCCGCCUUCAUGUCCCUGUUCUACUACAUUUCCGGCAGCAACAGCAAGAACGUGAAGAUUGACAUGACAGCUCCUGUAAUACGGAAAGUGCGCCCAGCCGACCUGGAUCGAGAAGGCUGUGACAAGGAGAUCAAGACUUGCUUCUGGCUGCCGGAGAAGCAUCAGGAGGACCCUCCCCAGCCUACUGAAGACGGGGUGUUUCUGUACAAGAGUCGCGGUCCUGUAGCCUAUGUUCUGACGUACAGCGGAGGAGAAAUGGGAAGAGAUGAGGAGUUUGUCCAAAGGGCGAAGGAAUUCAUGAGCAAACUGGACGGGCAAGGUCUCAAGUACAAACGGGAGUACGUGAAAUCUGUGGGGUACGACGGACCGGGCGUUCCGGACAGCGAACGCGUGAGAGAAAUCUGGCUCAUCAAACCAGAAGAAUCCCAGCAGCCCGACUGGUGUAACCUGGAGUGUCCUGGGUUUGAUACUGAGAGCACCACAGACGACUAUGAAGUCAGGAAGUACGAGAGCACCAAGUGGGUCUCCACUAAGAUCAGCAGCGCCAACUACGGCAUCGCCAGCAUGCGGGGAUUCUGGAAGCUGUUCGCCUAUAUCGGUGGAGCAAACGAAGACGGAGUUAAGAUCGAGAUGACCCAGCCCGUGCUGAUAAAGAUCCCUGAGGAGACGACCUGGUGGUUCUGGAAGGAGUACACCGUCUCCUUCAUGCUGCCCCGCGAGCACUGGGACAACCCGCCCAUGCCGACCAAUGAUGAUGUGUACAUCGACAACAUGCCAGCCAUGACAGCGUACGUGAAGGUGUAUGGCGGCUGGGCUAACGGCUGGAAUACCAACUCUCACCGCCAGGGGGUGGAGCAGAAACUGGCUGAGGAAGGCCGUAGUUUCGAGGACAGCUUCUACUUCUCUGCGGCGUAUAAUGCUCCUUUUGAGAUGACCAACCGCCGUAACGAAGUCUGGGUGCUUGAGAGCAACGGCAGGAAGUAAACUUUGGAACUUCGUCCGACCAGCAGACCUUCAAAUAGCCUAUCGUGGUCUCAAAUUCUCAAAUCUGUAGGAAUUGUUUUCGAUGUGCAUGUAUAUUUUUGAUACCACUCACUUGUCUAAUGAAACGUUGUUGUAUGUAUUGUGUGAAAAUUAUUUUCUUUCAAAAUCGUUUCAAAGAUUUUUUUCUUCUUCUUCUUUGUACGCCUUGCUCAUUCUGAAUAAAGCAACAUUCAGUCCUAUGUACAUUU